AAACAAAUACCGUUUUUAGCUCACUUAUUUGAUUUAAUCUUCAUUACUUGUCUAGAGGAUAGACAGAACACACCAAGAAAUGUGACAUUGCGAAAGGAUUUCAACAGUUCCGACAAUGGGGAAACCAGAUUUAAUAAUGCUUGAUGGGAAACCUGAAGAAAGAGCCAACGAAGAGACACCAUUAAAUGACACACAAAAUGUUGUACCUAAAAAAAGAACAUUGUUUGAAAAAUUGAAAGUCAUAAAGGAUAAUAUCACUGUAGAACCAAUAAUGGCAUGUUACAUUAUGCCUAGUGUUCUAGCAUCUAUUGCAACACAGAAUUUGAAUUUAGAAAAAGCAUGUCUGGUUAACUUAAAUUACAGCACGGAAAUCUGCGAAGCUUUAAAAGCUAGGAAGACAGAGAACUAUGAGUAUUAUGAAAAGGAAGUACAAACACUGAUCGCUAGUAUACAAGCUUGGAAGAAUAUUAUCCAAACAGCGUUUCCAGUUCUCAUUAUUCUUUUCGUUGGAGCGUGGAGUGAUAAAACCGGUAAACGAAAAGCGUGUAUCCUUAUGCCAAUCUUUGGCGAGUUUUUAACCUGUAUAGGAUUUAUUAUAAACACAUAUUUCUUUUACGAACUUCCGGCUGAGGUGGCUGCCCUUACCGAGUCAAUAUUCCCGGCGUUAACUGGUGGAUGGUAUACGAAUUUUAUUGGUGUGUUUAGUUACAUUUGUGAUAUAACAACGGUCGAAGAAAGAACUUAUAGAGUCGGUAUUGUGAACCUUUGCAUGUCUUUGGGAUAUCCUAUUGGAAGUGCCUUAAGUGGAAUUCUUUUGAAAGAAAUUGGCUAUUACGGCAUAUUUUCUAUAUCGGGAUCACUAUAUGUAUUCAGCUUACUGUAUGGUAUAUUUUAUCUAGAGGAUCCUAAGCCAAAAAAGGUUGAUAAAAAAUACAGUGGAGCAGUUGGUUUCAUUGUGGAGUUUUUCGACUUCGGCUUAGUAACUGAAACGUUUAAAGUGGCUUUUAAAAAAGGAACAGGAAACAGACGCCUUCAUGUCUGUCUAUUGCUGUUCGUGGUUUUCGUUGUUUUCGGACCAUUGCAGGGUGAAUAUACGAUCAUGUAUUUAUUCAUGAGAUUAAGGUUUAAUUGGGACGAAAUGAAGUUCAGUAUUUGGUCAACAUACAGCAUCGUUACGAAUUUAAUUGGUACCGCGUUUUCAAUGAGUCUUUUUAGUAGCUACCUGAAGAUACAUGACACAGUUUUGGGAGCCAUUUCCUGUAUGAGUAAGAUCGUCGCCUCUUUUGCGUAUGGAUUUGCGAGGAAUGAUCUAGAAAUAUAUUUGGCACCAUUACUGGAAAUAUUAAAUGGCACUUCAUUUAUUGCAAUGAGAUCAAUUGCCACGAAACUAGUGGAUGGUGAGGAAUUUGGAAAGGUGAACUCCUUAUUCGGUCUGGCUGAAGCUAUGACGCCAUUACUGUAUGGCCCAUUAUACUCCCAGGUCUAUAUCGCCACCCUUCAUGUCUUACCUGGAGCAGUAUUCCUUCUCGGCGGAUUCCUAACAUUACCAGCUAUCGCCAUAUUCGGUUGGCUUUAUUAUGAACACAGAAAAGGUGAAAGAAGAAAACAUAUGGAAAAGGCAGUUGACGCGGAAGAUGGUCAACAUAAGACAAGUGACAGUGAUAAUUUAAAAUAAUUUAAGUUUUUUCGUAUUUUACUGUUGCUAAAUGUCGUGUAAUUUUAAAUAUAAACUAAAUAUAUAAUAUAUCAUAAAUAAUUAAUAAAUUAUAGACAAAUUUAUUAGUUUACUAGUUAUAAAUAAUAAAAAAAUCAUUUAUUAAAAAUCUAUAUUUGUCAGAGAUAAUGUAAUAUGACAGCAUGUUAUUUGUUUUAUUAGAAUGGCAACACCACGAAAUACCAUAGACAUCUUUCAGGUUGUAAAUUGUCAAUAUGUCAAAGUCAAUUUGUCAGUACUUGAAUUUGAGUCGGCGCGUUGAAUCUCACUCGUUAUGUUCAUGUGGUCUCUGAUUGGCCGCGGCGCCUGCGUCAGUGACGUGCGCUUUGAUAGAUUAUAAUAUAAAUCUAAAUAGCGAACGACGACAGUUAUAACUAUGUGACUAAUAUUAAUCAUUUCGAAUCUUUGACAUAUCUACACGCCGCAGGAAUAUCCGCCCUUGAGCUUUGAGACUACAUAAACCCUGCUUGGUCUUACAAUGUCGGGAAGAGAAAAUGUGUUUUCACUUAAGAAUUAAUCACCUAAGCAUUUAAUCAAUUUCGAUAUAGCCAUGCAGCAAUGCAGCUAUUCAUACAUUUAUUUGUAUACCCAUAUUAAGAUUUUGUUAGUAAAUUGGUUAAUUCUAAAUUACUUUUAAUAGAUAAAAAUUAUCAAAUAAAUUAUUCGGCUGGUACGUUACAUCAAACCAGGCAUUGUUAUAUAUUAUAUACAAUAGGACAACAAUUCUAAAAUACUCAUGUAAAGCUUAGACUUAG
Pieris brassicae (large cabbage white) is the source of this 2469-nucleotide messenger RNA. RefSeq names its product proton-coupled folate transporter-like. Gene Ontology annotation, cellular component: membrane. Gene Ontology annotation, molecular function: transmembrane transporter activity. The transcript is spliced from 7 exons. The coding region runs from base 116 to 1675 and encodes 519 amino acids. The record is from RefSeq and is a predicted model, not a curated record. NCBI's taxonomy places the organism in Eukaryota, Metazoa, Arthropoda, Insecta, Lepidoptera, Pieridae. Gene Ontology annotation, biological process: transmembrane transport.